Molecule: messenger RNA, 3838 nt
Organism: Erythranthe guttata (spotted monkey flower)
Lineage: Eukaryota; Viridiplantae; Streptophyta; Magnoliopsida; Lamiales; Phrymaceae
Source: RefSeq, a predicted model, not a curated record
UCUCUCUCUCUCACAUCUCUCUCUCUCUCUCUCUCUCUCUCUGUCUGAAAAUGGAAGAAGCGAAACCGCAGCUGAACUGCUAGAGAGAAAGAAAAAGAAAAAUCAAGCCAUAAAAAUCCAAUCUUUGGAAAAUUAAAGAUGAAAUUAGCCAAGUUUUUAUUUCUAUAUUAUUAUCAUAAUCUCCACCUCAGCAUCUAUGUAAUCUUCUUUUUCUUCUUCUUCUUCUCUUUAGCAUCCACCGCCACCGCCGGCGGCGGCGGCGGAAAUGGGCUCGUCGGAGACUCGCAGCAGCUCAUCUCCUUCAAGAACUCGCUCCCCAACCCGGAACAAAUCCCCACGUGGCAGACAACAAUCUCCCCCUGCAAUUUCCGCGGCGUCUCGUGCAGAAACUCCAGAGUCGCCGCCGUUGAUCUCUCCGGCUACCACCUCGACACCGACGUGGCGGCGGUGGCGGAAUCUCUCCUCUCUCUCCAGAACUUGGAGUCCCUUGUACUAAAAAACACCAACAUCUCCGGUUCAAUACCUCCCGGUUCGAGAUCGUUGAACGUUCCUGAUCUUUCUUACGCCGACAUCUCCGGCGACAACGUUGUCACCUGCUUUCUGUCAAGUUCUUUCGCCGGACUGCAGUUUCUGUCGUUAAAGGGAAACAAAGUCGCCGGAGCUCUGCCGGAGUUUAAUUUCAAGAAUUUGGAGCAUCUGGAUCUUUCCGCGAACAACUUCUCCACGAAUUUCCCCACUUUCGGCGGCUGCUCCACCUUGCGACACCUGGACUUAUCUUCCAACAAAUUCUCCGGCGAAGUCGGCGCCUCACUCUCCACGUGCGCGAAUCUCAGCUACCUCAACCUCACCGGAAAUCAGCUCACCGGCGAAUUUCCUAACCUCACCGCCGGCAGCAUACAGUAUCUAUACCUCCAAGAAAACCAUUUCCAGGGCACUCUCCCACCAAAUCUCUCCGAUUUAUGCAAAACCCUAAUCGAAAUCGACCUCUCGUCGAACAACCUCACCGGCGCCGUACCGGAAACCCUCUCCGCCUGCUCAAGCCUCGAGCUCCUCGACAUCUCCGGCAACAAUUUCUCCGGUGAGUUGCCCGUCGAGACGGUACUCUUGAAACUAACCCGUUUGAGGAUUUUAAUAUUUUCUUUCAACAACUUCGUCGGCGGGCUUUCCGAUUCCUUGUCGGAAUUAGUAAACUUGGAAACCCUGGAUUUGAGUUCGAAUAAUAUUUCCGGGUUCAUCCCUUCCGGGUUGUGCCAAGAUCCUCGAAACAGCUUCAAAGUGUUGUACCUUCAGAACAACAUGCUCACAGGUACAAUCCCUCAAAGCUUGAGCAACUGCUCGAAAUUGGUGUCGCUUGAUCUCAGCUUCAAUUACUUGUCCGGUACAAUCCCGUCGAGUUUGGGCUCCUUGUCGGAAUUACGAGACGUAAUCAUGUGGCUGAAUCAGCUCCACGGAGAAAUCCCGGAAGAGUUCAUGCAUUUGCGGAGCUUGGAGAAUUUGAUUCUUGAUUUCAACGACUUGUCGGGUUCGAUACCGGCCAGCCUGAGCAACUGCUCGAAUUUGAAUUGGAUUUCGCUCUCGAACAAUCAGUUGACCGGAGAGAUACCGGCUUCGUUGGGUCAACUGUCGAAUCUAGCUAUAUUAAAGCUCGGUAACAAUUCUUUAUCGGGCACGAUCCCACCGGAGUUGGGUGAUUGCCGGAGCUUGAUUUGGUUGGAUCUCAACACGAAUUCGUUAUCCGGUACAAUCCCGCCGCCCCUUUUCAAACAAUCCGGCAACAUCGCAGUCGGAUUACUCACCGGAAAAAGCUACGUGUACAUCAAGAACGACGGGAGUCAACAAUGCCACGGUGCGGGGAAUUUGCUCGAGUUUGGCGGCAUUAGGCAGGAGCAGCUGAACAGAAUCUCGACUAGGCAUCCUUGUAAUUUCACGAGGGUGUACAGGGGAAUCACCCAGCCUACUUUCAACCAUAACGGUUCGAUGAUUUUUCUCGAUCUCUCGUACAAUAAAUUGGAGGGUGGAAUUCCGAAGGAGCUCGGUGCGAUGUUCUACUUGUCGAUACUCAAUAUGGGGCAUAAUGAUUUAUCGGGCCCCAUUCCUCAAGAGCUUGGUGGGUUGAAGAGCGUGGCGAUUCUUGAUUUGUCAUACAAUAGGUUGAACGGUACGAUUCCACAGUCGUUGACCGGUCUUACUUUGCUCGGAGAUAUCGACUUGUCGAACAACAAUCUCUCGGGAGUAAUACCCGAAUCGGCCCCGUUCGAUACCUUUCCCGAUUAUCGAUUCGCGAAUAAUAGUGGGCUUUGCGGGUACCCUUUGCCAAAGUGUGUGUCUGGUUUGGGGGCGCCGGGGGGUGGUGGCCCCCACCCGAGGUCCAAUCGGAGACAAGCUUCACUCGCUGGAAGCGUGGCGAUGGGGUUGCUAUUCUCGUUCUUUUGUAUAUUCGGUUUGAUUAUCGUGUUCGUCGAGACGAAGAAGAGGAAGAAGAAGAAGGAGGCGGCUCUCGAGGCUUAUAUGGAGAACCACUCGAAUUCGGCCACGGCACAAAGCAAUUGGAAGCUUAGUGCUAGAGAUGCGUUGAGCAUUAACCUCUCUACGUUCGAAAAGCCAUUGAGGAAGCUCACAUUCGCGGACCUUCUAGAAGCAACCAAUGGCUUCCACGACGACAGUCUCGUGGGGUCCGGUGGGUUCGGUGAUGUGUACAAGGCGGAGCUAAAAGACGGGAGUGUCGUCGCAAUCAAGAAGUUGAUCCACGUCAGCGGCCAAGGGGACCGUGAAUUCGUGGCCGAAAUGGACACAAUUGGAAAAAUCAAGCACCGAAAUCUAGUUCCCUUGUUGGGCUAUUGUAGAGUCGGUGAAGAACGGCUAUUGGUCUACGAGUACAUGAAGUACGGAAGUCUAGAAGAUGUUUUACACGAUAGGAAAAAAAUCGGGAUCGAAUUAAAUUGGUUCGCGAGGCGGAAAAUCGCAAUCGGAGCGGCGCGUGGAUUGGCUUUCCUCCACCAUAAUUGCAUUCCGCAUAUUAUCCAUCGCGACAUGAAAUCGAGCAAUGUUUUGCUCGACGAGAAUUUGGAGGCUAGGGUUUCGGAUUUCGGAAUGGCGAGGCAUAUGAGCGCGAUGGACACGCACUUGAGCGUGAGCACGUUGGCCGGUACUCCGGGGUACGUACCACCGGAGUAUUACCAAAGCUUCCGAUGCUCGACUAAAGGGGAUGUCUAUAGCUACGGGGUGGUUUUGCUAGAGUUACUCACCGGUCGUCAACCGACCGACUCGCCCGAUUUCGGCGACAACAACCUCGUGGGGUGGGUGAAGAGUCACGCGCGGAUGAAAAUAAGCGACGUGUUCGAUCCGAAGUUGAUUAAAGCGGACCCCACUAUAGAAAUCGAGCUCUUGCAACACUUGAAAGUCGCGUGCGCUUGCUUGGACGACCGGCCGUGGAAAAGGCCGACUAUGAUUCAAGUCAUGGCGAUGUUUAAGGAGAUUCAAGCGGGGCCCGGUAUCGAUUCGGGGUCCUCGAUUGCGGUUGACGAAGGAGUGGAGAUGAGUAUAAAGGAAGGGAAUGAAUUGAGCAAGCAUUUGUGAUUGAGGAAUAUUUAAAUUGUUGUUUUGUUGUAUUUACUAGUUACUAAAUCAAGAAAAUCUUGUUUUUUUUUUCUUUUUUUUUUUUUAAUUAUUAUUAUACGUUUAAUUAACUUGUAACAUUAUUGUACAUAUAAAGUUUUGAGUUUGUUGUAUUUUUAUUAAAUUUUUGUUUGAACUUCUGUUUUUUUGGGUUGUCUGAAUUUAGAUUGGGAUGUGUGACCUCAUAGUGAUGGUGACUGACUAAGUGGAUGGUAUUUUUGGA